AUGACCGCAGACGCUGCACGUAGCUUUCUAGAUGUCCCCGAAAAAAAAGUAUCAGUUCUUGAGAAACUGAAGCAGACCAAUUAUUCUAUGCAUGAUUACGAAACAAAUGAUACCACGGACAGCGCGGACUCGGACACUAAAAUACCGUGCACUGGCGUAGAAAUAUCCAAGGAGCCUGAGACUGCUAUGUUGGGAAGUAUAAGCCAGCUGGAACUGGAAUUAUCUCCCGAUGAAAGACAGCUGGUCAAGGAAUCGUGGUCCAUGAUACUAAAUGACGACCUGUUGACGGAAAAUCUGUCGCAUUUCUAUAAGAAGUUGAAGAGGAAUACCAAAUUCGGGGUAAGCUCGAGCACCCCCAUGAACGCUCGAUUUGCAAAAACGGAUUGCGAUUCGAAGGAGACAAAGUCUGAGUUUAAAAUCAAGAUGGAUGUCAAAAAGGACUCGGAAGUGGAAAGAUGCGUUUUCUGCACUCAGUUCUACGAAAAUUUAAUCACCUUCGAUAAAAAUAUUGAGCUAAUUUUCCCCUCGAUAAGGCACCAGGCGGUGUCGUUUUCAAGAUUGGUAAACAGGGCCGUCAACAGUAUAGAUCACAUUCAUGACUUGGACGAAGAGCUGAGUGGUAUUGGGAAAAGACACGCCCGCAUACUCGGGAUCAGCACAGAAAACUUCAAAGUCAUGGGCUCCGCAUUCUUGUAUACUCUACAGGAGAGGUUCGGUACAAUGUUCACUUUGGAGUUGGAGCGUUGUUGGGCUACUUUCUACUUUUACUUGGCCAACAGUCUGUUGAUUUUCGGUUCGGAUCCUGUCCUGCUCACUAAAGGUAUGCUUAAAGAGGGUGGGGCCAAACAACUCAGCAAACCCGUUCCAUACAAUAUACGGUCUGCGCAAUGCACUGUCAGCAACAUGUCAGAUACCUCGGAUGACGAUGAUUCCGAAUCUAUAAUGUUGCCUGUGCCCAUCCUCGUGACUGAUAUGGAGAGCACACCAUCGUCUAUCCAUACAAGGGACGAUGGCAAGACGAGGAAAACCAAGUCUACAUAUUCCCAUAAAACCGACAAGUCCAGAAGCUCGAGAAACACACUAGCAGAGAACUCACACAAGAAAGCGGCCUGUGCUGUUGAACGAGAGCAAAGGCAUCAUUAUCCAUUAAGAGAAACUCAUAGCAAGACUUCGGAUUACACUAACGACAUGGAGACAGUCAACUCCCGACAACGUCUUGCCGCGAAACUCAACAAGAAGGACUGCACAAUCAUGUAA
Messenger RNA from Huiozyma naganishii CBS 8797, 1257 nucleotides. RefSeq lists its product as uncharacterized. Bases 1 to 1257 code for a protein of 418 amino acids. Gene Ontology annotation, biological process: nitric oxide catabolic process; cellular response to nitrosative stress. The transcript has a single exon. Gene Ontology annotation, cellular component: intracellular anatomical structure. Lineage: Eukaryota; Fungi; Ascomycota; Saccharomycetes; Saccharomycetales; Saccharomycetaceae. The record is from RefSeq and is a predicted model, not a curated record. Gene Ontology annotation, molecular function: heme binding; nitric oxide dioxygenase [NAD(P)H] activity; FAD binding.